UAUCUUGUCAGCCAAUUAACGCGCUUGAAAAAUUUGUCUCGUACGACAAAUGAACUCUAGUUGAAUCAGACGUUGACCUAACCUUUAACUUAACCUAACUCAACAUGGUAGUUUGUCAGUCGUGAAAGUCUUAAGUGGAGGUCAAAUCUACCUAAAUUCUAUUUUGCAUCGUGUAAAAUUCAACAGUUGACCAAGAGAACGAAAUUUGUAUUCUGCAGCUGAGAAUAAUGAAACAGGACAAUGUUAAUUUAAUCGUGUAUACAAUAAAUCAGUGACGACUCGUUUACGAGUAUCAUCAAAGUCUUAACCUGAAUUCUAUAUGGCAAUGUAAAAAUGUAAAGUUCACGCUGCUCCUUCAUACGAUGGGCAUGGGCUCGACGAAACGGUACACCUCUACGAGUGUCGUGUGAGGAAAAGAGUUUUCAUCCGUGCGGAAGGUGGAGCUUGGAUGAAACGCGAAUGCAGACGCAUUCGUUCGAGAUAACUGAAAAUGUUUCGUAGUCGGAGCUGGUUCGGUGGCGGACUUUGGAAGCCCAAAAAUCCACAUUCUCCAGAGCACCUUAAAUACCUAUACAAUGUCUUGUCGAAGAAUCAGACCGUGUCUGAGAACAACAGAGGUUUGCUGGUCGAAACUCUACGUUCGAUAGCUGAGAUUCUCAUAUGGGGCGAUCAAAAUGACAGUAGCGUAUUUGAUUUUUUCCUGGAGAAGAACAUGCUUUCAUUUUUUCUGCGUAUUAUGAAGCAGAAAUGUGGGAGUUAUGUGUGCGUUCAAUUGCUUCAAACGUUAAAUAUUUUGUUUGAGAACAUACGCAAUGAGACAUCCUUAUACUAUCUGUUAAGUAACAAUCACGUGAACAGUAUAAUAGUGCACAAAUUUGACUUUAGCGAUGAAGAAGUGAUGGCAUAUUAUAUCAGUUUUCUAAAAACAUUGAGUUUGAAGUUAAACGCACAUACAAUCCAUUUCUUCUAUAACGAGGUAAACGAGCAUACCAAUGAUUUCCCACUGUAUACAGAAGCGAUCAAGUUUUUCAAUCAUUCGGAAGGUAUGGUGCGCAUAGCUGUGAGAACUUUGACGCUAAAUGUGUAUCGCGUCGAGGAUGCGUCUAUGCUAGCUUUCAUAAGGGAUCGCACAGCUGCGCCAUAUUUCAGUAAUCUCGUGUGGUUUAUCGGUGAUCACAUUAUAGAAUUGGACAUCUGUGUUCGGAAUGAUGCUGAUCAUCAGAGUCAAAAUAGAUUGUCAGAUCUGGUCGCAGAACAUUUGGAUCAUCUGCAUUAUCUAAAUGACAUUUUAAGUUUGAAUAUACCGGACUUGAACAAAGUUCUAUCAGAACAUUUAUUACAUAAACUAUUAGUCCCAUUGUACGUCUAUUCUCUGAUGAAAUACAAAAACACUUUGUGCCAAACUCAGGAUGAGAGAAAACACGUCAGUGUUGUGGUAGCACUUUUUCUACUUUCUCAAGUCUUUUUGAUAGUGUCACACGGACCUCUUGUACAUACGUUAGCGACUGUAAUGCUCAUGUCCGAUUUCGAGACGAUUCAAAUUGGAACGAAUAGAGUUCUGGAAAAAUUCGGUGAUAUAACGUCGAAUAAGUCUGUUACUUUUUCACCGCCAAAAGAAACAUUGAAAAAAUCUUCGAAAACUCUAAAUGAAACGCACUUAAUGUCUGAAGAACUUUACAAUCAAGAAAGCAGUAUAAAUAUAAAAGAGGUGGUUAAAAAUGUAAUUGACGAAUUGCAAGAAUUUGAUCACCCAAGCACGUCUUUUGAUGAUGCUUCUAACGAUGCUACCCCUGUAAAUACACCUGUUCUUACGAAUACGCCACUAGAUACAAGCAUUCCAAGUGAAGAGGAUCUAGAAGAAAUUAAGCAAUUGAAUGUGACAGAUGAGGAGAAAGAGCAACGCUUGGCACUGGAGAGCCCUUUGAUGCCUCAUCAAAGUCAAAAUGAAGUCAUAUUCGAUUCUAUAGCAAAAAAACCAUUUUUAGAAACAAUAACCAAUUCCUUAUUAUGUACAGAAAAUGAUUAUGCUGCAUUAUUCGCACUUUGCCUAUUGUACGCAUUAGCUAAUAAUCAGGGUAUAAGUCGUAAAAUUCUGGAUAUAAUUUUGUCUCCAUUCCAUAAUAAUACGUCGACGAAAAAUUCCUAUAAUGAAUUACUCAUGGAAAGAUUGAUUCAUAUUAUAACUUUGAGUUGUCAAACAAAUUCUAAAGUGAGGCUCGUUACCCUGGAGUUGACUAUUAAGCUAUUGACACAAUUGACAGUAUCUGAAGGACAAUGUCUAUUACGAGAAUCGCAUCUAGCAGUCAUUGAAGCAGCGAAAGAACAAAGUACAUCUCUGUUAAAAAACUUCUACAAGAGCGAAGAUAUUUUUUUGGACAUGUUUGAGGACGAAUAUAGUGAAAUACAAAAACGACCGUUAAAUGUCGAGUGGUUAAUGAUGGACAGCAAUAUUUUGUUGCCUCCUACAGGCACACCUAUGACUGGCAUUGAAUUUAGCAAAAGGCUGCCAUGUGGUGAGGUGGAAAGGGCACGUCGCGCAAUAAGAGUUUUCUUCCUGAUAAGAGAACUAUCUCUGACACUCAAUAUGGAAGUGGAAACUCAAUUACCACUGACUAAUCCGGCUAAUUGCGUACAAGUUAACAAUGUUCUUGAUCUAAAUAACAGUGAUUUGAUUGCAUGCACUGUUGUGUGGAAAGACGGCCAGAAAAUUCGUCGUUUCCUAGUUAUUGACGUUGUGCAAUUGAUUCUUGUGGAACCUGACAUCAGUAAGCUCGGAUGGGGUGUUGCAAAGUUAGUUGGUUUUUUACAAGAUAUUGAUGUGGCUGGUGACAAGGAUGAUUCAAGAUGUUUAUAUUUAACAAUUUACAAACCAUUAAGCAGUAGUACAGGCAAUCGUAUACCGUUGCUGUCGGCUAAAUUUAUUUUCGAUGAUCACAUUCGAUGUAUGGCAGCCAAACAAAGGUUGACAAAAGGACGUAUAAAAGCAAGACAAAAGAAGAUGAAUCAGAUCGCAAGAUUGCUGGAUAUUCCAACAAGUAUACCGCAUUGUUCGACACCACCCAAUUAUGCUUUGCGUAGUUUACGACAUGAACGUAUAAUCGGACGUGGUCAGAGACUGCAAAGGGAUCAAGCGAGACCGAUGUUUAUGGUAAACAAAGUUCCUGGAUUUGCAGCACAAAUGCGUAGGGAGAAUGUUAGGCCGGUGGCAUCGUCGAGUUCCAAACGCGAUGAUGCUAGUUCGAACGAAAGGAUUCAUGAAAACGGUUUACGAUCUAGAGACGGUUCACCCAAGAUGCCAAGGCCGCGGAGCGAGGAGAUCCCUCUAGAGGACAUGUGUAUUCGGAAAGCCUCUCUUACGUCCAAUGGGUUGAAUGUAGCGCACAUAUGUCCAGAAAGGAGGGAUAGUCAAGGUGCCUGCUCAAAUAACAGCGAGACAACGUCUGUAAUUAGGAAACACUCUGAAGAAACGUCUUUCACAUCUCCGCAAGAACCAAAGCCACGUAGAAAGGGCCAAGUAGAAACUGUGUGAUUAAAACAGUUAACUCUUGGCAAAUUAAUAAUUCAAACUAAACGUAUCUUUAAAAAAAAAUCUUAGAGGACAAAUGAAGAUGUGUAUAUGCCAUACGUUUGAAUUAGCAAAAAGAGCCUGCUUGACUAAAUUAAUAAAAAAAUUUUUAGUAUGUUUUAUCCUACAA
Molecule: messenger RNA, 3695 nt
Organism: Wasmannia auropunctata (little fire ant)
Lineage: Eukaryota; Metazoa; Arthropoda; Insecta; Hymenoptera; Formicidae
Gene: ema
Product: protein CLEC16A
Exons: 14
Coding region: 491-3529 (1012 amino acids)
Biological process (GO): regulation of autophagosome maturation; endosome to lysosome transport; endosomal transport
Cellular component (GO): endolysosome membrane; late endosome
Source: RefSeq, a predicted model, not a curated record